AUGGCGUACUUCAUCGACGGAAAGGAUUGUAUGAUAUCCGAAUGGAUUCUGCUGGCGGUUUCCUACGUGUUUGUCGCCCUUCGCGUCUACACUCGCCUCUUCCGUCUGCGCGAGAAGUUGGCCGUGUCAGACUGGCUCCUCAUCCUCUCUGCUGUCAACGCUCUCGGUCUCAUCAUCUGCGAUACCUUGACUUUUCAACUCGGUGUCAUGGACGACUGGGCUCCGUCUGUUGCUCUGUCUAAGAUUUCGUUCGCCUCCAACUACUUCUACGAUGUCGGAAUGGGUUUCCCGAAGAUGAGCAUGUUGGCUUUCUACUGGGCUUACUUCCCCGCCGACACCAGCCCGGGCAUGCGUAAGGCUCUGUGGGGCAUCACUGCCUUUGUCUGCCUUUCGUACAUGGCCAUUCUUUGGGAUGACACCUUUUUCUGUGGCAAGGACGUUUCCGUGCAGUGGUCUCAGGAGGACGGCGCGUGCAGCGUCUUCUACGCGCCUGAGCCGUUUAUCCUCAACUUCACGCUCAACUUGGCCUGCUACCUUGCUGUUUACGUCCUUCCCCUCGUCCUCCUGAUCCAAGGCGUUCUACCGCGGUCCAAGGGCUUGACCCUUACCUUCGUCCUCGGUACCCUAACGAUCUUCACCACUAUUGUCCGUUUCGUCACUUUGAAGAUGGGAACUGGACAGGAAAACCUCGUCUACCCGAUGAGUAUCCUCGAGAUGACCCUUGCCAUCACGGUCGUCGCUCUUCCAGGCCUGAAGCCCCUCGUCGAUCGUUCCUCGAAGCGCGAAUCCUCCGUGGACACAGUCGAAGUCAAUCACCAGGACAAGACCUUCUCUUAG
Molecule: messenger RNA, 837 nt
Organism: Colletotrichum karsti
Lineage: Eukaryota; Fungi; Ascomycota; Sordariomycetes; Glomerellales; Glomerellaceae
Product: archaeal flagellin n-terminal-like domain-containing protein
Exons: 5
Coding region: 1-837 (278 amino acids)
Source: RefSeq, a predicted model, not a curated record